Messenger RNA from Chondrus crispus (carragheen), 1650 nucleotides. RefSeq lists its product as hypothetical. The coding region runs from base 1 to 1650 and encodes 549 amino acids. The transcript has a single exon. The record is from RefSeq and is a predicted model, not a curated record. Lineage: Eukaryota; Rhodophyta; Florideophyceae; Gigartinales; Gigartinaceae.
AUGCCUACCACACUUCUUUUCUUCACUCUCGUUUUCUUCGCCGCUCGUCUCCAACCCACUCACGCCACUCAUCCGCAACUCAUUCAACUCCCUCCACCCACUAACCACCACCCAGAGAACAACUCUGACUCUUCAGACACCACCCGCUUGAACCAUAACUCCUCCACUUCCAACCCCACCCUCAACAACCCUCGCAUCCAAAACCCCCACCCCGACCCAACAAACCUCACCACCGCCUCCCACCUACAAAUGCACACACACCCGGUCUCCGACCCAUCCGCCACAGACCUCUCGCCUCGCAUUGCCACCAUCACCGCUCUGCUCAACGAAAAGACCGCCCUGCUGAACGCCCUCUCCAUCCACUCCGCGCGCCGCCAGCACGCCAUCGACUCUCUGCACGACUCCAUGCACCGCAAAAACACCAUCCUGCUGGAGACACGCACCGCCGACGACCUGAAAGACGACCUCCACCUCCACAUCGCCCAGCUCACCAACCGCCUGGCGCGCUACGAGCGGACCCUCACCAUCCUCACCGACCAAGAGUACGACGCGAAGAGGGCCGUCGACAGGCUCCGCGGCCACGUCUUUUCGCUCAUGCGCCACAACGCACGUCUGGCAGACGCCCUGCGAGAGCGCGGCCUGGAGCACUGGGUCGAGAACUCCGUCAAGGACACCGUCGGACCCUUCGUGUCUGACGCCCUCGUCCAAGGCACGGCCUCGGUCGUCGAGCCGGUGCUUGAUGGAAUUGAGACACUCGCACUCGUCAAUGGCCACCUGUCGGACACCAUGAAGCAGACGUUGCGCCAUCGCGUGCCCAUUGUCGAGAAGCCAUUUUACGCCGGCUUUGUCACUUACGUCGUCCUGCUCGCCCCUACUGUCCUGGUUGCUAGCCUUGUGAUGAAAGUGAAGAGGGGCAUCUCAAGACUUUCGCUGCGUCAUGUCGUCAUUCUUGGAAACCUUUACUUUCUUCUGCUCAGUGCCGGUUGCUUCGUCGCCACUCUGCUCGGCGCCGUCGAUGUCUUGUUUACGUUUCGCCACUACAAUCUCAGAUUCUUUGACUUUGCCAUGGUCAUACACGGCCUUUUGUAUGUCUCGCACGUCUUCGGCCAAGUCCGGCUCUUGUGGCUAACCAGAGAGAGGGGCGGUAUCAUUCACGUUUUGCUUCUAUGCAUCGUCGGUUUGCACUUUUUCGUACAUUCAUACAGACAUGCCAUGCAUCACGAAGACCCUCACGUAGACAAAAGGGCCUAUCUUUUCUACACUGGAAUUUUUCUUUUCGUUCUCUACGAAUCCACAUCGAAGCUACUGCGACAGCAACGCGACAGCACGGACAUGAAACUCAACAACACCUCGAUAUCUACAGCUACUGCCAGGCUGGAGAGAGAGGCUGCGGCGCGUGCCGCCACAGUGCUCCCCAUGAUGGAAUCUUCCCCAACGGAAUCUUCCACGAGAAUAUCAUUUUUAAACCAGCCAGUGAACCAAAGUCCCGCAGCGGCUCCAAACGUUCAGAGUCUUCAAGCGCAGACCGGCAGCGCAUCGUCAAGGCAUGUCGUGUCAGGCUUUCCGCGCGAUGUGGGAUCAUCUUCUUCUAUUUUGGGGAAUGGCCACGGGCUUCUCUCUUCGGAUUCGAAGGCGGCCCGUGACUUGUAG